CGAUAGGGAGGAGCUGGUGACUGUGUGCUUAGACUUCGGCCGUAGAAGGGGAGCCAGGGUAGGAGAAGUAGGAAACAAAAGCUGACAUCGCUGCACAAUUUUUUGCUUUCCUGGGCCCUUUUUGUUGACAACAACAACAUACGGGAAGACGGACUACAACACAAUUUUGAGGGCCCGUUCGUAUGUUAUCGUCAACAGCAUUUUUUUGGUUCGGGGUGGGGGGGGAAGGUGGCGGCGUUUAACGGCUGUUUUUAGGUGGCAACAACUGUAAUUACCAAUUUUAUUCUGAAGGGUUGUUCUUUUUGUCAACAACGGGGGGCGGUUGGAGCUGAUUGGUUUCGGCGCACACUCGAUCAAGGCCAAGGACACGAAGUGGGCGCGCAGCCUCCGAAAGUGCUUGCUGGAGGCAGCACCCCACAUUUGUUUUGUACUCAAGCAACUGCAGUUUUCUGGUGGCUUUCAAUAUGUACGGGUUCGAGUCGCUGACGUUCAACAUCAAUGAUGGGUUCUUAGAGGCAGUCGUCCGGGGGUAUCGUUCAGGUCUGCUCACAGGAGCAGAUUAUCACAAUCUUUGCCAGUGCGAAACGCUCGAUGACAUCAAACUCCAUCUUUCAGGCACUGAUUAUGGAAAUUUCCUGGAGAACGAGCCGUCUCCUCUUCGCACGACCACCAUUGUGGAGAAGUGUACUGAGAAGUUGGUCUCCCAAUACAAGUACUUGCGGUGUCAGGCUAUGUAUCCCUUAUCAACUUUCCUGGACUACAUAACGUACGGUCAUAUGAUCGACAACAUCGUCCUGAUCGUUACAGGUACGUUGCACGAGCGCGAUACGCAAGAAUUGCUAGACAAAUGUCACCCGCUCGGCCUCUUCGACAGCAUCGCCACGCUGGCGGUUGCGCAGAACAUGAGGGAACUUUACCGUCUUGUCUUGAUUGACACGCCGAUCGCGCCGUACUUUGCGGAUUGCAUCACGUCCGACGAUCUUGACGAUAUGAACAUAGAGAUCAUGCGCAACACGCUGUACAAAGCGUACCUGGAGGACUUCUACAAGUUUUGCCAAAGGCUAGGCGGUGCGACAGCAACGAUCAUGUGCGAAUUGCUCAGCUUCGAAGCGGAUCGGCAUGCGAUCAACAUCACGAUCAACAGCAUCGGAACGGAAUUGACGAGAGACGAUCGCAAAAGGCUGUACUCGCACUUUGGCUUUCUGUACCCUUACGGUCACGAGGGACUAGCAGUGUGCACCGAUUUCGAUGAAGUUCGCACGGCUGCAGAGAAGUACCAGCCGUAUCAUCUCAUCUUCUCAAGACUUGGCUACGGUGAGAACCAGCUCCUUGACAAGGUGUUUUACCAGGAGGAGGCGAAGCGUCUUUCCCUCAGCUUUGAGCAGCAAUUUCACUACGCUGUGUUUUUCGCAUACGUGCGACUGCGAGAGCAGGAGAUCCGCAACUUGAUGUGGAUUUCCGAAUGUGUAGCGCAGGAUCAGAAAUCGCGCAUUCACGACGGGAUCCAGAUUCAGACGUCCAAUCCAAUCCUCUUUGCUGGUGGACCAGAGGUCAGAGCGACCCGGUCCGAUGGACCAGAGAGCGGAGCGCAGGGCGGUCCGACAGGACAAGGGGCCAGAUGCGAUGGACCUCUGACACGGGCGGUCAGAUGCGAUCAUAGACCAGAGGUCAGAGCGACCCGAUCCGAUGGACCAGGAACAGAAACCCGGGUACAAUGGACCAAGGAGAUAAGGGAGGAAGAUGUUGGAGCGAAGGUUCAGUGAAUGUGGACCAGGGACAAUGAUCCAAUGAACCAUGCACCGGACGUCAUGGUGAUCCACCGGUUCAGAGACUGGAGGUCCGGGUAAUCCAAUGGACCAGAGACCUCAGGUCAGGGUGAUCCACCGGUUCAGAGACCGGAGCUCAGGGUGAUCCACCGGACCAGAGUCCGGAUGUCAGGGACAAUGGUCUGCCAGACCGGAGAGCGAAGCGCAGGGCGAUCCGACAGGAACAGAGACCGCAGGUCAGGGUGAUCCAGCGGUUCAGAGACCGGAGCUCAGGGUGAUCCACUGGACCAGAGUCCAGAUGUCAGGGACAAUGGUCCGCCGGACAAGAGAGCGGAGCGCAGGGCGGUCCGACAGGACCAGGGCGACUCAAGGGAUCAGAAGCCAGAGGUCGGGACGAUUGAACGGAACAGAGACCAGAGGUCAGGGCGAUUGAACGGACCAGAGACCAGAGGUUGGGGCGAUUGAACGGACCAGAGACCCGAGGUGAGGGCGGUCUAUGGGACCAAAGACUGAAGGUCAGGGUUAUCCGACGGAUCCAAAACCUGAGGACAGGGUGAUGCGACGGAUCAAAGCGGAAACCAGGGUAUCAUGGAGCAAGGUGCAGAUGAACCAAGGGAGAAAGACGUCGGAGUUCUGGUGUAUAUGUUCUGGAUCGCGCGAAAGUGAGGAAGAAGUCUGGGUGCAGGUGGAACAAGGGAGUUGGGAUUGCGCAAAGGUGAGGAAGAAAUGUUGGUGCAGGUGGAGCAAGGGAGAAAGAUGUUGAAGCUUUGGUGUGUAGGUUCGGGAUCGUGCAAAAGUGAGGAAGAAGUCUGGGAUGUCCUUUGGGACAUCUGUUAAAACUUAAAACUGGAAUGAUGCAGUGAAGCUGAACACUCGCCCCUGCCCGAGGAUGACAUGCUUAUAUUGAGAAAUGGUCAAAAAAAGAAAAAAAAAGAAAAAAAAAAGAAGAACGGGUGCUGGUGGACCAACGGAGAAAGAUUUUGGAGAUUUGGUGUGUAUCGAUUUGGGAUUGCGCAAAAGUGAGGAAGAAGUCUGAUCUACAGGCAGCAGCGGCACAUGCCUAUUUGCUCUUUCUUUUCGUUUCGGCAGCGGCGCAUGCCUAUUUGCUCUUUUCAUUUCGGAUCAUAGAUUACGUUCUGAUUAACAGUUGCAUUUGGCCAGAAAAAUGAAAGAAGAUUCCUUCAUGCAUUUGGCCAGAAAAUGAAGGAAGACGAUGACGAUCCCAAUAACUGGGACUAGGCCCAAGGAGUUUGCGGAUAUUUUUUGGUGGCAUGAUGUCAGCCCUUGGAUUACGGAAUUAAGUGGAAAAUAAAGAACAGCCCGGAGA
This is a messenger RNA of Chara braunii, 3093 nucleotides long. NCBI's taxonomy places the organism in Eukaryota, Viridiplantae, Streptophyta, Charophyceae, Charales, Characeae. The record is from the annotation of a GenBank genome assembly.